This is a messenger RNA of Gadus chalcogrammus (walleye pollock), 2517 nucleotides long. RefSeq names its product serine protease 56 (gene prss56). The annotation marks the transcript as partial. Lineage: Eukaryota; Metazoa; Chordata; Actinopteri; Gadiformes; Gadidae. The transcript has 11 exons. Gene Ontology annotation, molecular function: serine-type endopeptidase activity. The record is from RefSeq and is a predicted model, not a curated record. Gene Ontology annotation, biological process: proteolysis.
GCCACCCAGCCCCGCUCCAGGAUCGUGGGGGGGUCACCGGCCCCCCCCGGCAGCUGGCCCUGGCUGGUCAACCUGCAGCUGGACGGGGCGCUGAUGUGUGGGGGGGUGCUGGUGGACAGCUCCUGGGUGGUCACCGCGGCGCACUGCUUCGCCGGGAGUCGCAGUGAGAGCUACUGGACGGCAGUGGUGGGCGAGUUUGACAUCUCCAAGCCCGACCCUGACGAGCAGAUCCUCAAGGUCAACCGCAUCAUCUCCCAUCCUAAGUUCAACCCCAAGACCUUCAACAACGACAUCGCCCUGGUGGAGCUGACCUCCCCGGUGGUGCUGUCGGACCGGGUCACCCCCGUGUGCCUGCCCUCCGACGUGGACCCCCCCACCGGCAGCCCGUGUCUGGUGGCGGGCUGGGGCUCGCUCUUCGAAGACGGCCCCUCGGCUGAUGUGGUGAUGGAGGCCAAGGUGCCCCUGCUGCCCCAGAGCACCUGUAAGAACGCCCUGGGCAAGGAGCUGGUCACCAACACCAUGCUGUGUGCCGGGUACCUGUCCGGGGGCGUCGACUCCUGCCAGGGAGAUUCUGGGGGUCCGCUCAUCUACCAGGACCGCGUGUCCGGUCGCUUCCAGCUCUACGGCAUCACCUCCUGGGGGGACGGCUGCGGGGAGAAGGGCAAGCCGGGGGUCUACACCCGCGUGUCGGCCUUCUCCGACUGGAUCCAGGCUGAAAUACAAAAGUCGUUCGGGAGCCGGGAGCCCACCUGCCCUGAGCUGCUCAAGACUUCUGAACUCACUGAAGACGAGCAGAGGUCAGAGUUCAGCUCUCUGUGCCGCUUCUACUCCCUGACCUGCCCGGCCGGUCAGUCCUCCAGCGCCUGCAGCCGCAUGGCCGAGGAGAAAUGUCUGACCCGCUUCAAGAAAUGCCAGCUGCACUCGUUCCUGCAGACGCUGCUGGACCUGCUGCAGAGGGCGGAGGACUACAUCAGGGACAAGGUGGACCUGACCUUCUUCACCCAGACCCUGCCCCAGCUAGUGGAGCACAUCUACAACACGGCCUUCACCCACACGCGGGAGAGGAGGGACCUGGGCCGACGCCUCAGCCUUCUACAAACAGCAGGGCAGCUAGGGGGCGCCGUGCGACCAGCCGAGCAGCAGAGGCUCCGGCCUGCAGCCGCCUCGCCAGCGUUGUUUGGGGAGGUGGGACCCCUGCUGGACGACUGGGAGAAGUACCUCACGGCUCUGGCUGAGGAACACACUGACCAGACCUCGGCAGACAUUCCCUCUGCGUCGCUAGCACAGGAGAACAGCCUGUUUGUGCAGGCCGAGGAGCCCUCGGUGCGCCGGCUGCAGGAGGAGUAUCAGUCCGUUAUCUCAGAGCUGCGCUCCAAACUGCCCUCCAAAGCCCCUCCCCCCGUCCUGGACCUGGGCUCCAUCUUCCCCGGCGAGGACUCUACUCCCAACAGAGCUGCGUUCUCCACAGGGUUCCUAGAAAGACUUUUGGAUCAAGGCGACCCCCUCUCAGCCACGGACUCUCCAGGGGCUGGACUCACGAUGGCCGCCCUGAAGGGGGUCGCCGGCCCAUCCCGGUCCCAGGACGGACCUGGGACAGAGGAGGAGGAACGCAAGGGGGAGUAUUCGUCGGGUCUUUCUGUGGAAGGCUCUCCGGAAGGAACAGGUCAAGAGGUCGUGUCUGAGGAGCCGGCUGAGGUCAGGAACCGGCAAGAACCCAAGACUCCGCUUCCCGUCCCGUCCUCCACGACGCUCGUCCAGACAGAAAUGGAGGCGGACCAAAGAGCCACGACCCCCGUCCCGGGACAGACCUCCCCCCUCCCCUGGACCGCCCACAGGAGACGCAGAAGCCCGAUACGCAAGAGGCAGCUAGGCGGAGCCGUUUGUCCCGGAGUGACCGAGUCCACCCAGAAUGUGAGACAAGUGAAAGACUCGUACCACUGGGUGCUGGCCAUCGCCAGCAAGAACCUGCGCAUGAACAUCCAAGAGGUGCUGGUGGAUCUCAGCACCAAAAACAACCGUGGUCUGUACCAGGCACGGGUCCGAGCGGUAGUGGGAGGGCGACCCUUGACCUUUUACAGCCUGGUGGGCCUGGAGAAUGAAUCCUUCUACCGCAGCAUGCCGCGGGUCAUUGCACUGGCGCUGGAGGCGCUCAAGACGUAGGUCUGAAGCGCCCCGGACACUGGGAGGAGCGACCCAACGAGUCACAUCACACACAGACAAGCAAGGGUUCUGCUGGCAACGACAAUGUCUUCACAUAGCUUCAGGACCCUGGCUCCUUCUUCGGGCCGGAGAUGUAUCCGACACCAGUGAAGGGUUCUCCACAAACAUUUCAUCUCUUGACUCCACAGAAUGCUUGCUGUAAUAUCGUGUCGUUUAGGAGCCUUGUUCUUGGACUGAAGUCAAAUCCCAACCAUGAAUGUAUCAGCGUGAUGAUUGAUCAUUGAUCACAGUUAAGCCACAGGUUAUGUGUUGAGGUUGGUGUGGAGAUGCAGCCGUUUCUAAUUUAAGAGUAUGUCU